This is a messenger RNA of Ipomoea triloba (trilobed morning glory), 2761 nucleotides long. RefSeq names its product receptor-like protein EIX2. NCBI's taxonomy places the organism in Eukaryota, Viridiplantae, Streptophyta, Magnoliopsida, Solanales, Convolvulaceae. The record is from RefSeq and is a predicted model, not a curated record. The coding region runs from base 1 to 2667 and encodes 888 amino acids. Gene Ontology annotation, molecular function: protein binding. The transcript has a single exon.
AUGCCAUGCACGAAGCGCAAGAGCAUUAUAUUUGCGGUUCGCUUCAUUUCACUUGCUAUUAUUCUUUAUAAUUUCACAUUCACGCAAGGAGAUGGAGCCCAGAACACUGCAGUAAGGUGUUUGGAGAGGGAGAGAGAAGCUCUUCUACAGUUCAAGAAAGGGUUUUUUGAUGAAGAUGGCGUUCUGUCUUCUUGGGGAAACAAAACAGAAUGCUGCAAAUGGUGGGGUGUUCAUUGCAGCAACAAAACCGGCCAUGUAAUUGUUCUUGAUCUUCGCUGCCAUGGCUUUCCGCUGAGCGGAAAGGUUAGUCCUUCUUUACUUGAACUGCAGCAUCUGCGUUAUCUUGAUCUUAGUUACAAUGAUUUCCAGGGACAUAACAUCCCAGACUUCAUUGGUUCCUUCCAUAGUUUAAAAGUCUUGAAUCUUAGUUCUGCUAUGUUUUCUGGUAAAGUCCCAAAUCAGCUUGGGAAUCUUACCAGUCUCCAAGUUCUUGAUCUGAGCAUAAACAAUUUAGGAGGCCCCAUACCAGAUGCAUUUCAAGGAAUGAAAUUUCUCCGGAGAUUGAAUCUUAGUUCAAACUAUUUCACCGGGGGCAUUCCCAAAUCUCUGGGGAAUUUGAGCCAUCUCACCUCUCUGGCAUUAAAUUUUAAUGAAUUGAAAGAACCUCUCCCUGAUCUACUUGAAAAGUUAUCAAAGUGUGCUGGAAAGUCGCUGCAGUUCUUGCGGUUAGAUGGCAAUGAACUCUUUGGUCCACUCCCAGAUAUUAUUAGAACCCAAUUUCCAUUCUUGAGAAAGUUGAAAGCAUCAUAUAACCACUUGAAUGGUUCAUUGCCGUCGAGCUUUGGAAGUCUCAAGGAAUUAGAGCUGGCAGGUAACAAGAUCACAGGGUCAUUUCCAGACAUCAAAAGUCUUGGAAUUGUAUCUGGUCUUAGAGUUCUUGAUUUGAGCCAAAAUAAGAUAACUGGAAUAUUGGCGGAUUUAACCCCAUUCUCAUCAAUGCAAGAGCUUCUUCUUGGAAGAAAUCAGUUGAGAGGUGUCUUACCCGAAAGCAUAGGCCAGCUAUCCAAGCUUCAAAGUUUGGAUGUCUCAGCAAAUUCAUUUGAAGGAGUGAUCAAUGAGGCCCACUUUUUGAAGCUUUCCAACUUAACAUUGCUGAAACUGUCCUUCAACUCGGGGCUAUCUUUCAACUUCAGCCCUGAUUGGAACCCUCCCUUUCAGCUAGAUGUCAUACAUUUCACAAGCUGCAAAUUGGGUCCAAAAUUUCCAAAAUGGCUACGAACUCAGAGCGGGUUCUCUGAGCUUGCUAUCUCCAAUACUGGCAUUUCCGAUACAAUGCCUAACUGGUUUUGGGACCUGUGUUCCAAAGUUGAACUCUUGGACUUGUCCAACAACAAGAUUGAUGGUGAACUGCCUGAUUUGUCAACCAAGUUUGGUGUUUUUCCAGAAAUUGAUCUUAGCCAUAACAAUUUCAGGGGUCCAAUACACUCACUCCCUCCAAAAGUCAAAUCCCUCUAUCUCUCAAACAAUAGCUUUGUUGGUUCGAUUUCUUUUGUGUGCAGAGUUCUCAAAUUUAUGUCUAUAGACCUCUCGGAUAAUCAAUUCUCUGGAGAGAUUCCCGAUUGCUGGCAUCACCUCUCACGUUUGAACAAUCUCAAUCUUGCAAACAAUAAUUUCUCUGGGAAAGUUCCUCCCUCUUUUGGGUAUCUGUAUUAUCUCAAAGAAUUGCAAUUGAGAAACAACAACUUCACUGGAGAAUUGCCAUCCUCAUUGCAGAACUGCACAUUACUGAGAAUUUUAGAUUUGGGGAGAAAUCAGCUGAUAGGGAGAGUCCCGUCAUGGUUUGGAACAUCUCUAGUGGACUUGAUCAUUGUUAGCCUUAGAGAGAACCAGUUUUAUGGAGAUCUUCCUCUGAGUUUAUGUCAUCUUAACGACAUUCGUGUCUUGGAUCUUUCUCAAAACAGAAUUGCAGGAAGAAUUCCACAUUGCGUGAGCAACUUCACAUUUUUGAGUUUGACAAAGAGCUCCUAUGGAACCACCGUAGCAAGUAAUGUAUAUUUUGCCUUCCAAUAUGAUUCCUACAUAACCAACAUUUUGAUUCAGUGGAAAUACAAUGAGCAGGAAUAUAGUAGCCAAUUGAGACUCCUGAAAGUGAUUGAUCUUUCAAGCAAUCUCCUGGCAGGAGAUAUUCCCGAAGAAUUUUCUAGUCUUCACGGAUUAAUUUCUUUGAACCUAUCAAGAAACCAUUUGACCGGGAAUAUCAUACCAAAAAUAGGUCAGAUGGAAAUGUUAGAAUCUCUUGAUUUGUCUCAUAAUCAACUCUCUGGUGAAAUUCCAAUAAGUUUGGGUCGUUUGAGUUUUCUUCAAAUUCUUGACUUGUCCAACAACAACCUGUCUGGGAAAAUUCCAACAAGCACUCAAAUGCAGAGUUUCAAUGCAUCUUCUUAUGCCCACAACAGUGGACUGUGCGGUGAUCCACUGCCCAAGUGUCCUAGAAAUGUUCCAAACAAAGACGAAGAUGAAGAUGAUGAUGAUGGGCUUAUCACGCAGGGGUUUUACAUAUCAAUGGUCCUGGGGUUCUCUCUUAGCUUCUGGGGAUUUCUUGUCAUUUUUUUCUUCAAAGGCUCAUGGAGAGACGCCAGGACUUCAGAGACUGGGUUUAUGUCAUGAAACCUAGACAUCACACAGGCGGAUGGGAUGGUUUUGUGCAAACUGGGAAAAGAUACUAGUCUAAAGUCCUUUUUUUUUUUGAAAAUAAAGUCCU